AUGUACUGGGAAAUAAUCGAAGCAAUUUGCAUGUUCUCUCUCAUAUUCAUGUCAAUCGUCAAAUGUUCCGAUGGAAAGAAAGACAGACAAACAGGAGGUGGAAGCGAUGCGGUUAAGAAUAGCAGUAAUGACCCUCAGGAGAGAACGAAAAAAUCCCAAGAGUCAAAGCCGGUUGCACCACCAGUGAACCAACAACAGCAAGUAAAAUCCAAAAUGGGGACAACGGGCCAGCCGGAUGAUGGAUAUGAAGCUUGUCCAGAUCUCAACUCUAAGCAACUUGCAAAAAUUGCAGCCGAAACGUAA
This is a messenger RNA of Necator americanus (New World hookworm), 303 nucleotides long. RefSeq lists its product as uncharacterized. The transcript is spliced from 4 exons. The record is from RefSeq and is a predicted model, not a curated record. Bases 1 to 303 code for a protein of 100 amino acids. Lineage: Eukaryota; Metazoa; Nematoda; Chromadorea; Rhabditida; Ancylostomatidae.